AUGUAUUUCGAUCCCGCGCACCAGGAGAAGGACCUCCGGGUCCUUCGCAAACUCGUUCGCGACUAUCCUCUCGGCGCGCUCAUCACCGGGAUACCCUCGGCGAACCACCCUCACUUGCAGAUGAGCCACAUCCCCUUUGUGCUCGACGUCGAUGACGAGUCCAGCCAGACCGAGCUGGGCCGUCUGAGAGGCCACCUCGCCAAGCAGAACCCGCAGAGCAAAGCGAUGAUCGAGUCCGUCCAGGAGAGCCCAGACAACGUGCUGGAGCAGGACGUCCUCGUGGUCUUUACGUCGGCAGACCACUACGUCACGCCCAAGUUCUACGCCGAGACCAAGCCAUCGACCGGCAAGGUAGUGCCGACCUGGGACUAUGCCGCCGUGCAGGUCUACGGGCGGGCCAAGAUCUUCCACGACUCCAAGUCGGAAGAGAAGUCAGACUUCCUCCAAGAGCAGACCUCCGCUCUCAGUUACCAGAGCGAGACGAAGAUCAUGGGCUACACCGGCGUCGGCGGUGCGCAGGCGGACUGGAAGCUUUCGGACGCGCCCGACAAGUACCUCGAAUUCAUGAAGAAGAACAUCAUCGGGAUCGAGAUCACCAUCGACAGGAUGGAAGGCAAGUUCAAGAUGAGCCAGGAGAAGAGGGGCGGUGACAGGCAGGGCGUGAUCCAGGGCUUUGCCUCACUCGAGACUCGGGGUGCUCCAGAGGUGUACCAGAUGCUCAAGGAAAGGAAUGCCCUGAAGGACCAGUCAGUGUGA
This is a messenger RNA of Thyridium curvatum, 756 nucleotides long. RefSeq lists its product as uncharacterized. The transcript has a single exon. Bases 1 to 756 code for a protein of 251 amino acids. The record is from RefSeq and is a predicted model, not a curated record. NCBI's taxonomy places the organism in Eukaryota, Fungi, Ascomycota, Sordariomycetes, Thyridiales, Thyridiaceae.